AUCAAAAUCAAAGAGAGAGAGAGAGAAAACAAUGGCCGCAACAGCAGAAUUGAUCCCAGCAGGAGAAGUGAUCGCUUGCCACACCGUCGAGGACUGGAACAACAAGCUCAAGGCAGCCAAAGAAUCCAACAAACUGAUUGUGAUAGACUUCACAGCAGUGUGGUGCCCACCUUGCCGUUUCAUUGCACCCAUCUUUGUCGAGCUCGCUAAGAAGCACCUUGAUGUUGUCUUCUUCAAGGUCGACGUCGAUGAAUUGGCCACUGUUGCUAAGGAGUUCGAUGUUCAGGCCAUGCCGACCUUUGUCUACAUGAAAGGCGAAGAGAAGCUCGACAAGGUUGUUGGUGCUGCGAAGGAGGAAAUCGAAGCCAAGCUUUUGAAGCACUCUCAAGUUGCUGCCGCUUGAUUAUCCUUCUUCUUUCUUCUAUUUGCUAAUGUGUUUGGUGUUUUAAUAAAAUCCUUGUUGCUUUAUUGGCACUUUCACUUGAGUCAUCAUCUUCCUUUGUGUUGUGGUGCCUACAAGCCUUGGGUGUGUGAA
Brassica rapa (field mustard) is the source of this 535-nucleotide messenger RNA. It is a transcript of the gene PEC-2, whose product is annotated as thioredoxin H-type. The record is from RefSeq and is marked provisional. Lineage: Eukaryota; Viridiplantae; Streptophyta; Magnoliopsida; Brassicales; Brassicaceae.